AUGGGAACGAGAAUAAAUAUCUGUCACGUCAUAUCUAAGCUACGAUUGGAAAAUCCUAAUUUCUGUCAUAUCAUUUAUUCCCGCGCGAAACCUUUAGUCUGGUUGUUCAGUUUAAAACCCAGUAUCCGGCCCAACCACAAUUUGCCUUUCCCGCCAAAGAUUCCUAGUCGAAAGAUAAUGAACUCAUCGCCUUUAAUAGAGAAUCGUGGACAACUGAUUGUAUUUGAAGGACUAGACAAAAGUGGGAAAUCUACCCAAAGUCAAAAACUUAAAGAAGCUCUGCUAAAAGAUGGUCAAUUUGUAGAUCUGUGGUCCUUCCCAGAUCGAAAUACCAAAUUGGGUGAUGUGAUUGACAGUUACUUGAAUAAAAGGCUAGAACUUGAUGAUAGAUCCAUCCAUCUUCUCUUCUCAGCAAACAGAUGGGAAAAAGUUUCCAAGUUAAUAAAACUCCUGGAGUCUGGUACAACAGUGAUAACUGAUCGCUAUGCUUUCUCUGGCGUAGCCUAUUCUGCAGCAAAAGGGCUUCCAUUGGAAUGGUGCAAGCAGCCAGAUGUUGGUCUUCCCAAGCCGGACUGUGUCAUCUUUCUGCAACUCAGCCCAGAAGCUGGAGCCAAAAGGAAUGGGUUUGGGGAGGAGCGAUAUGAAAAAACACAAUUCCAAAACAAAGUCCUUGAACAAUUCAUGCAAAUUAAAGAUGAAAGUUGGAAGAUCAUUAAUGCUGACCAAAACAUGGAAGAUUUACACCAGGAAAUCUACAAGCACAUAAAAUCACUCAAAAAAGAAGAAUUAAAAAGAUUGUGGGAAAAAGAUUGA
This is a messenger RNA of Acanthosepion pharaonis, 813 nucleotides long. The record is from the annotation of a GenBank genome assembly. NCBI's taxonomy places the organism in Eukaryota, Metazoa, Mollusca, Cephalopoda, Sepiida, Sepiidae.